AUGGCUAGCAACGCAAAUUUAUUAACCGUGAAGGGCGAAGGGGACUAUGGCAAACUGAACGCCUUUUUCGCUGAUCACUCGUACUACCAAAAUCACAUGCUAAGUGCCAUGGAUUUGAAGAUCUUUAAUCAGAUAAAAUGUGUGGUAAAUAAGGAUACGUACCCCCAUUUGUAUCAUCAGUUUAAGGAUCCAAACGAAAAGGGGAAAAAAGCGGGAGGUAGCCACGCACCAGAGAAAAAAAAUGUCCCAGAAGAUGAUGAUGUUGAUAACGAUAUUGACCUAUUCGGGGACAGCAAUAAUGAUGAGCAGAGCAUUCUCUUAGAAAAAAAAAAACAGAAAGAAGAAGAAUUAAAAAAGAAGAAACAAAAAGAAAAGGAGAAAAAUAGGUCCAUUUUAAUUAUCGAAAUAAAACCCAAAUCAAUUGACACAGAUAUUAGUAAAAUACCCAAACUUGUUAAACAAAAAAUUGUUGAUGAAAAUAUCAAAUGGGGUGAAGAAGUAAAAAAAUUACCCGUAGCAUUUGGACUGUACAAACUUCACAUGUCUUGUAUUAUAUAUGACGAUUUUGUCAAUACGAAUGACUUGAUGGAGAAAAUAGAAAACAUUGACUUGGAUAAUGAGGAGGACAAGAAAAAGAGGAAGCUAAUUCUUGGCUUGGAUGGAGAGGAAAACGGCGACAACAGUGACGAGGAGGCCGACGACGAUGUGAAUUAUGAAGAGGUGGAGGACGACCUGGACUUCCUGGUGCAGUCGGCCGAGAUUAUUACCUUCAACAAGUUGUGA
This is a messenger RNA of Plasmodium cynomolgi strain B, 783 nucleotides long. Its product is annotated as elongation factor 1B. Gene Ontology annotation, biological process: translational elongation. The record is from RefSeq and is a predicted model, not a curated record. NCBI's taxonomy places the organism in Eukaryota, Apicomplexa, Aconoidasida, Haemosporida, Plasmodiidae. Gene Ontology annotation, molecular function: translation elongation factor activity; guanyl-nucleotide exchange factor activity. Gene Ontology annotation, cellular component: cytosol. The transcript has 2 exons. Bases 1 to 783 code for a protein of 260 amino acids.